This is a messenger RNA of Cadophora gregata, 1359 nucleotides long. RefSeq lists its product as uncharacterized. Gene Ontology annotation, molecular function: N,N-dimethylaniline monooxygenase activity; flavin adenine dinucleotide binding; NADP binding. The transcript has 6 exons. The coding region runs from base 1 to 1359 and encodes 452 amino acids. NCBI's taxonomy places the organism in Eukaryota, Fungi, Ascomycota, Leotiomycetes, Helotiales, Ploettnerulaceae. The record is from RefSeq and is a predicted model, not a curated record.
AUGUCAACAUCCCGAAAUGUGACGUCUUCUGCAGCCCCAGAUCGUUCUGCAAUCCCGGACAGCACCACGGCUCACGAGAAUCCUUGGUAUAACCAGGAUUUCGACGGGUUUCGAGUUUCCGAACAGCCUCUGUUCCAGCGUCGGCCCAUCAGAUUAGUAUGUGUCGGUGCAGGUGCAACUGGACUGCAGAUUGCCUACAAGGCAGAAAGGUUGUUGAAGGAUGUCACUUUGCAGAUUUAUGAGAAGAACAGUGAUAUUGGAGGGACAUGGCUGGAGAGUCGUUACCCGGGCUGUACAUGUGAUAUCCCAAGUCACUGCUACCAAUUUAAUUGGCAUCGAAAUCCCAAUUGGAGUAGCUUCUACUCCGGUGCGGAGGAGAUUUGGCGAUACCUCAAAGAGGUGGCGACGACUUAUGAUCUGGAGAAAUAUGUCAAAUUUGACACAGCAGUCGAAAAAGCCGUAUGGCAAGAAGAGGAAGGCGUUUGGCAACUUACCCUGGUCUCAUCAGAUGGUUCUCGCUUCGAGGAUACAUGUGAGGUUUUGGUCAACGGCACCGGUGUUCUCAACGCUUGGAAGUAUCCCGAUAUACCUGGAAUCAAAGACUUCGAAGGGAAACUGAUGCACAGUGCAAGAUGGGAUUCGGCGUAUGAUCUCAAAGGAAAGACCGUUGCGGUUAUUGGUGGUGGCUCGUCAGCAGUCCAGAUUGUUCCUCAAAUACAACCAAUCGUUGGCAAACUCAUUCCCUUCCUCCGAUCCCCAGUCUGGAUUACCCCUGGCCUUGCGGCAAAAUUCGCAGGCCCUGGAGGGACGAACUUCAAAUACUCACUAUCCCAGCUGAAAGAAUUUAAUACCGACCCCUCCGCUCUCGACAAGUAUUGUCGUGAAAUGGAAGGAGCACUUAACAAGCGCUUCACGAUGUUGCACAACGAAAGCGAAGACCAGAAGAACUCGCGAAAUCUCAUCACAGAUCUCAUGUCCAAACAGCUCAACAAUGAUCCUAGGCUAACCUCAAAAAUUAUACCCAACUUUCCACUUGGCUGCCGCCGACUGAUACCCGGCUCCGGAUAUCUGCAAUCACUUACCAAGGAGAACGUGUCAGUCAUCACUUCCUCUGUUGCAAAGUUCACAAAAAAGGGCGUCAUCGACGAGACAGGUUUAGAGCACGAGGUCGAUGUAGUCAUCUGCGCAACUGGCUUCAACGUCUCUUUCGUGCCCCAAUUCGAGGUCAUUGGACGUGGAGGGAAGAGCUUGAAAGAGGAGUUUGGGGAAUUACCGAAGACGUACCUGGCGGUGACCGCCCCUGAGUUUCCGAAUUUGUUUUGCAAGUUUAUUCCUAGCUGCCCAAAGAGCAUUUACUGA